AAAAAAAAAAAAGAAGAAAAAAAAUAUUUUUACUUUUGUUUUUCAUUUAUGAUUUUUGUUUUUUCUCUUUUCUUGCUUCUCCCUUUCCUUUUCGUUUUUUCGUUUCUGGAAGGGAGGAAGAACCAGCCGAAGGGAAGGGGAAGGGAAGGGAUCUGGGAUCGAAGCGCUUCUGCUCCGUCCGCGCACGCCGUUGGAUUUCGUCAACGCUCGCUCCUGUCCGUUGAUUCGGUUUCCUUUAUCGUGCCACCUUUCUUGCUUCCUCCCCACUUUCGUCGUCUUCUUCCUCCCGUUGAUCGCAGAGGCGAGGACUUGUGAGGUUUUCUGAGGGCAAUCUCGUUGGCCCCGGAUGGUUCAGAUGAUAAAUUCUGGAAGCUUGGAUGCGAAGAAGGGGGCGAUGAAGCAGACCGUGGCGUUCCCGGAACCGGAAUCGACAAAGAGGUCCGUGGUGAAGUUGGAGAUCGCGGACGAGGAGGAGGAGGAGGAGGAGGAAGAGGAGGAGCGCUGGCCGCCGAGCAAGAGGUGCAAGCACCCCGCGCCGUUCCAGCAGUGGUGCAUGGAGACGAGCAUGGUUCCGCCACAGCCAGCUCUUUAUAAUCCCUUUGAUGAACCUAGCCCACUCGGCUUGCGACUGCGGAAAAGCCCAUCACUUUUGGAUUUGAUCCAGAUGAGACUUUCUCAAGGCGAUCCUGCUGCACUUGGGGCUGAUAGCAGUGGAGGUCUGGAUUCCGCAAGAAGUGACGAGAAAGGUGCAGUGGCUUCUUGCACAAGUGACAAGUUGAAGGCGUCCAACUUCCCUGCUUCGCUGCUAAGAAUUGGUUCCUGGGAGUGUGUCUCAAGGUAUGAAGGUGAUCUGGUUGCAAAAUGCUAUUUUGCAAAACAUAAGCUUGUGUGGGAGGUUCUUGAUGGUGGUCUCAAGAGCAAAAUUGAGAUCCAGUGGUCAGACAUCACCGCUUUGAAAGCUACCCUUCCAGAUAAUGGGCCAGGCACUCUUGAUAUUGUGUUAGCUAGACAACCUCUCUUUUUUAGGGAGACUAAUCCACAACCAAGGAAGCACACGUUGUGGCAGGCAACCUCAGAUUUUACUGGAGGGCAGGCAACUAUGCACAGGAGACAUUUCUUAAAGGUGCCUCAUGGGUUGCUUAAUAAACAUUUUGAGAAGCUCAUUCAAUGUGACCCGCGGUUGAACUUGCUAAGUCAGAGAGGAGAUAUAUCCUUGGACUCCCCAUACUUUGAUUCCAGGGCUCCUGCAUUUGAGGAUCAAAGUGACUCAAAGUUUCAUGGGUUUGACCAUUCGAAGGAUAAUCAUGUUUCAAUGUUCUCUGGCUGUCCAGACUCUGGAUCAACAUGUACUGCUCAGUCAUUGAGCUUGAAGACUGAGCCUGUGGAUCCUGUUGGUAGAGUACAUGAAUCUGUCUCUCAUGAAACUCCUUCACCUAGCUCAGUGAUGGACUCAAGGGCUAUUGAAGACCGUACGUGCAAUGAAAAUGUAGUGUCAAAGGGAUCAAACUUUUGGGAACAAUUGAAGGUUCCUUCUCUCCGGGGUUCUAUGUCGGUGACUGAUUUAGUAAAUCACCUUGAACAUUGCAUCACAGAACAGAUGACUUCUGGAAAUCCUGCUAUGUCUGGUGAAGACCAGUGGAACAAAGACGUUUUGGACGAGAUAACUCAGCAUCUACUCAGUGAUUCACAAAAUCCCUUGGCUUCUGAUGAGCAGUGUCUCAUGUCAAGAGUGAAUUCUCUUUAUUGUCUUCUACAGAAGGAUGCAAAUACAGAUCAUGCACUACAUAUGAACAGUAAAAAAAAGGUUGAUGCAGAAACCAGUACAGACGAGGAAUCUGAUGACGAUGAUGAUGAUGAGCGUGAUACUGUGUCCCCACUGGGAGGCAAAAGGAAAAUGUCUGAGUAUGCAACAUCAUCUAAAUCCAAACUUGAUAAUGUUAAUAACAAGCAGAAUUCAGCAAUGUCUAGAAAGGACUCUCUUGGUGAUUUGCUGCUUGGCCUUCCUCGAAUUGCAUCUCUUCCAAAGUUCUUAUUCAAUCCAUCAGACGAUGGUGGCCGUGCAAGGUGAUGUAGUUUCAAUUCAGUUGAGAGCUCAUUGUAUAAAUUGUAAUAUUUGAACAGCAAUUCUGUAGUAUCUUGUCCUCUGUCCUAUUGUUUCUGUUCCAACUGGAUUUAGAUGUUGAAAUCCGUGAUGAGAAGCUCUUAGAUCUUGGGAUUCAGAUAAUUGCACAUGACGAAUCCUGAUAUAGGAAAUGUUCUACAAUAUUCAUGCUUGUUUCUGCAUAUCGAUGUAAAUUGAUCAUUUUGCAGCUAUGUACUGUACCCUCUUCCUGUA
Nymphaea colorata (pocket water lily) is the source of this 2335-nucleotide messenger RNA. RefSeq lists its product as uncharacterized. NCBI's taxonomy places the organism in Eukaryota, Viridiplantae, Streptophyta, Magnoliopsida, Nymphaeales, Nymphaeaceae. The record is from RefSeq and is a predicted model, not a curated record. The transcript is spliced from 6 exons. Bases 347 to 2068 code for a protein of 573 amino acids.